Messenger RNA from Aedes aegypti (yellow fever mosquito), 481 nucleotides. RefSeq lists its product as uncharacterized. The record is from RefSeq and is a predicted model, not a curated record. Gene Ontology annotation, cellular component: spliceosomal complex. Gene Ontology annotation, biological process: mRNA splicing, via spliceosome. NCBI's taxonomy places the organism in Eukaryota, Metazoa, Arthropoda, Insecta, Diptera, Culicidae.
GAACAAUUGAGCAAAAAGAAAGGAGUCGCCAAGGACACCGCUAAAGAGCCAGAAGCAGAAUCAUCUCACAAAUACCUCAGCCCAGAAGAAGCAGCGCUCCUUUCGUUACCUGCGCAUCUCAGCCAAACAUCCACGCAAAGAUCCGAAGAAAUGUUGUCCAAUCAGAUGCUGAGUGGCAUUCCGGAAGUGGAUCUCGUAGAAGCCAAAAUCAAGAACAUAGAAGCUACAGAAGAUGCCAAGAUCAAAUUUCUUCAGGAACAACAAAGAAAGAAAGACCUGCCGUCUCAUUUUGUGCCCUCUAAUAUGGCGGUUAAUUUCAUGCAGCAUAAUCGGUUCAAGAUUGAUCAGCCAGUGCAGCAAAAGCGCCGUUACGCCGAAGUACAGCAACAUCGGUCCGGGGAUGAGAAAAUUCCGAAGAAGGCAACCGAUGACUAUCAUUUCGAUAAGUUUAAGAAACAAUACAGGCGCCAUUGAAUACUAA